This is a messenger RNA of Pseudomyrmex gracilis, 3860 nucleotides long. It is a transcript of the gene Ubx, whose product is annotated as homeotic protein ultrabithorax-like. Gene Ontology annotation, molecular function: DNA-binding transcription factor activity, RNA polymerase II-specific; RNA polymerase II cis-regulatory region sequence-specific DNA binding. Gene Ontology annotation, biological process: negative regulation of transcription by RNA polymerase II; anterior/posterior pattern specification. Bases 2586 to 3572 code for a protein of 328 amino acids. NCBI's taxonomy places the organism in Eukaryota, Metazoa, Arthropoda, Insecta, Hymenoptera, Formicidae. Gene Ontology annotation, cellular component: nucleus. The record is from RefSeq and is a predicted model, not a curated record. The transcript is spliced from 2 exons.
UAUCUUACAUUUCUACAUAUUGUUUUCACGAAGAAUGCAAAUGACAUUAAUAUAUCUUAAGCAUUUAGAAUAGCGAGAAUGAGACAAGAGCGUGUAAGCAAAUAACUAGGGUCAGUCCCGGCGAGCAGCUUAUGAUGAGCAUUACUCGGCUCGUUACGGAAUAAUUUACGAGGUGCGAACCGCGGGGACGAUAAUCCAGCGACAUUUACAUCCCAAUAAACACUCCCAAUACUAGUAAGACCGCGCGCUCGUAAAGUUGCUCGUUUGACUACUGACUUUGCGGACUUUCUUUUUUUUAUGACAUUUUAAUUAUGCAAACGUCGCCUAAUUAAUUUAUAAACCUGGCAAGUACACGUUUAUUGUCAUAUGUUAUGAUACAAUGUUUAUCAUUAUUCAGUAUUUCUACAUUUGUGUUCACUUCAAUAAUAAGAAUAUUAUAUACUUUAUUUUGCUCUUACAUUCGUUUCUUUUCUUCUUAUAUAAUUUGUCGAUCAGUCUAUAGUGCGAUUUAUGACGUCGUUCUCGUAAUAACGAUAAUCGCAAGGUAGCUCGUUGAUGUUGGUCGUUUGAAUGUCUGAAUGGAUCUGGCGAGGUUAGUUCACUACUAGCCUCAAAGGUGGCAGUGCACGUAUCCCCACGAACGGGCAUUGAGGAGAGAAAGAGAAAGCAGAAACAUUGCAUGACGCGCGCGUGCCGUGCCGGGUCCUCUACCUUUCUUCCUCUCUCCACACGCUACGGAUAGCGUGUCUGUAUCCAUACGAUACCCGGCACGUUUCGGUGGUGGGAGUCCGUGGGGCGGUGCCUAGCCGCUCAUGGGCGUCGUUCCGACUUGGAACUACUUUCGCACGGCGUAGGAACUUUCAUGCCAUACUAGCGCGGUAUUCGUGACGAAUUCAAUUCUGAUUGGUCCUUAAGUAUAACCUCCUCCCUUAGCGGCACGUUCUCCCUCUUUGCCUCUAUAGCGACGCUUGUGCUCCGCUUCGUCUCGCUCUUAGCUGUUGCAAUUGCGCAUAACGUUCUUUCUUUUCCACUUUACUUCUCUCUUCCCCACCUUCUUAUCCGCUUCUGUUCGUGUCUUCGCGUGUUCUUAUCCCUUUCUAUUUCCUAUCUCGUUCUUUCUCCUUCUUUCGCGACGCGCGACGAAGUUCUUUCUUUUUUUUUUCUUUAUACCGUCUUAUCUGCUCGCGCGCGCCUCAAAUGUGACGCGCACGGCGAGCGAGUACGAAUUUAAUCUGGCGGUACUGUCGUUGAGUUACUAGAACGCUCGAUAGGGAGCGCUGAGGAAUCAUUCCGUGAGAAAGAGAGAGAGGAUUAAUCGAAUAGAAGGGAGAGAACGAAUAUCGUCAAGAGGUGGAGCGAGACAGAAUCAAAGGGUGAAAGCAAUUGUAGGGGGGAACAUUGGGGGUGGAAGAGGGGAACAACAACGACGAGCGAGAGAACUCGGUUAUCGCACCAGGAGGGGGAUACGGUGUGCGAGAAACAAGGAGGGAAAUAGGUGCUGCUCCGUUAGGACGUAGUACUCCGGAGGAAGAGUAUGCGCGAGAGAGAAGCAGCAACCGCGCGAACGGAGCAGGAGUGAGCGAGACGGAACAAGAGUGAGUGCGAGGAGGAACGACCGCCUGGCGAAACGGAGAAGGAAAAUCUGGGGAGAGCGUGAGAGAAGUCGACUAUGAAGAAGAGAGACAAAACGAGGUGAAUAAGCGAGCAAGAGACGGACGACGGUACAGAGUGGCGGUACACGGGGCGCGAGAAAAGCGGUAGUGUGCCGUGGACCACCGCACUGGCAUACAGUGAUUCGUUACGAUCUCCAUCGUAGUCUGACUCGUACUCGAACUCUCACAGUCAUCAGCGGAGUCACAAUACGACAAGUGCUAGUGCAGUGUGCAGACUUGCGAAAUCAUUUCUUGAUUUCAUAUGGUAGAGAUCGUCUGACUUGUCAAAAGACUUUGACAGAUCGCGAAUUAUAUAUUUUAAAAAAAGAAGAACAUACUCUCUCUAGUGAGGGUGGUUGUCGCGUGCCGGCUGACCGAACCGUCAUCGGGCGCGCACGCGGUAGAGAGACCCACAGGCAAUUUUAUAGCCUGUCUUAUUACCUUAAGUUUAUUACAUCGUAACGGUUUAACGAUCAUCGUCUGCUUCCAUAGUCCAGACCACCGGUUUAUGCUUCGCCUAUAACGGCAAGCAUAACAAGACUAUAAAAGCUCCCGCUGCUAUCAUGGAACCCAUUCACACUCCUACGGCCUACUGACAUUGACACUUUGGGUAACCGGUUAUACCUGCCGAUGACUUUUAUGACCUCUUAAAACGUUCCGAUGCUCAGUUAUUUGUACCUCGUCUAUACGUUGUCAUCUGUCACUCAUCAUUAUUCGCAUCAAGCGAUAAAUUGACUUUUGUUUAGUUCGGAGAAGUUAGAUUUAAUAUUUUACAAGAUUAUAUCUUAUUAAGUUGGAGUACGGGAUCAGUGACAUUUAAUUAGUCGCGCGCACUUCAUGUAACUGCCGAGGCGCUGUCUGAUCUGACUGUCAUUGUCACUCUUUUUUUUGAGUGCCGGUGUUUAGUGCAAGUGAUUCAAGAUACCCGGGAUAAUGAACUCGUACUUUGAGCAGACUGCAGGCGGCUUCUAUGGAAGCCACCAUCAUCAAACAGGAGCGGCGAGUCAGCAUCAUGAUCCGGCUACUGCAGCGGCGUAUCGAAGUUUUCCCCUUGGAUUGGGUAUGUCGCCGUACGCCUCGACGCAACAUCAUCACCACACAUCGUCGUCACUAGGAAUACAUCCAGGCGGUGGAAGCAAUACAAGACCACCUCAGGACUCGCCGUAUGAUGCGAGCGUUGCGACGGCCUGCAAGCUUUACUCGACAACACCUGAAGCAACCGGUCAUACCACGUCUUCGUAUUCAACAACAGCGACGAAAGAUUGUAAGCAGCAAGAUCAAACGUCAACUCAUCAGAACGGCUAUGCCGCGGUAAUGGCAGCAGCAGCGGUCAAGGACGUUUGGCAGUCAGCGACCUCGGGAGCGAACAGCCAGAGUAAUUCGGUCGUACGCCCUUCCGCGUGUACUCCCGAGAGUACAAGGGUUAGUAGUUACGGAGGACUGGUAGGUGGUGAUCCGGCAUCGAGUCCUAACAGUUCCUCAAGGUCCCUCACGUCGUGGAACACCUGCAGUUUAAAUUCGUCUGCGAGUCAACCGGUCGCCACGCAACUGCAUCAGCAACCCACCACCAAUCAUACCUUCUACCCCUGGAUGGCUAUAGCAGGAGCGAACGGAAUGCGCAGGCGUGGCCGACAAACUUACACCCGCUAUCAAACUCUGGAGCUGGAGAAAGAAUUCCACACGAACCACUAUCUCACCAGGCGGAGGCGGAUCGAGAUGGCACACGCGCUCUGCCUGACGGAACGGCAAAUCAAGAUCUGGUUCCAAAAUCGACGAAUGAAGCUGAAGAAAGAGAUCCAGGCGAUUAAAGAACUGAACGAGCAAGAAAAGCAAGCGCAGGCGCAAAAGGCGGCGGCAGCGGCAGCGGCGGCUGCGCAUCAGCAGCAAGGGGGCGGCGGGGGUCCAGAGGGGGGCAACUAGGGGUACGCCCUGCAUCGGAGCCCCCCUGACCACCCCGCCGCCAAUCCACAUCACCCUCUACUAGCACCGCAAUGUACACAGCUAUAUUAAAGGUGAGUAGGUAGAGAUGUUAUUUGAUGAUGUUUUGAUUCCUAAGUUUUUAAAGUACAUAGUUUGUUUUAUCUUGACAUUGUUAAGAAACAAUCGAUUGUCAAAAAGAAUGAUCGAUUGACAAAAAUAAAACAAAAGUUUACUUUAGCAGUCUUUAUUUUUUACUUAUAACGAUAAUACUUUUUAGUGUAAAAGGAA